CUGGCGGGGAACGCCGCCCGCGACAACAAGAAGACGCGGAUCAUCCCCCGGCACCUGCAGCUGGCCGUGCGAAACGACGAGGAGCUCAACAAGCUGCUGGGCGGCGUGACCAUCGCGCAGGGUGGGGUGCUGCCCAACAUCCAGGCUGUGCUGCUGCCCAAGAAGAGCGAGAGCCAUAAGGCCAAGGGCAAGUAA
This is a messenger RNA of Pelecanus crispus (Dalmatian pelican), 195 nucleotides long. Its product is annotated as histone H2A type 2-C. NCBI's taxonomy places the organism in Eukaryota, Metazoa, Chordata, Aves, Pelecaniformes, Pelecanidae. Gene Ontology annotation, molecular function: protein heterodimerization activity; DNA binding; structural constituent of chromatin. The record is from RefSeq and is a predicted model, not a curated record. Gene Ontology annotation, cellular component: nucleosome.